AUGGAGGCGUUUAGAAAUAUUAAAAAUAAAUUCACCAAGCAUAUGGCAGCAAGGAAAAUAAGGGCUUUGUGGUCAGAUUAUUUAAAAGUUGCAGAUAUAAAGGAUUCAGAUGUUAUGGUUUUAAGAUUAAAUAAAUUUUUAGAUUCAUUUCAAGAAACCUAUAAAGAAUUGGUUGAUUCAGGUCAAAUUAAUUCAUUCGAUUUAGAUAAAUUUUUUGGGGAUUGCUCAGAUAUUUUAGUAUCUCUUUUAGACUUGGUCGAGAGAGAAUCAAAAGAGAAUCAACAACAACAACAACAGAUAACCAAAGAUGACUCAUUAGAUUAUAUUGCUGAAAUUAUAAAUAAAUCUUUAGGUGUUGCCGAAUUAAUUUUACAUGAUGAAAAAUAUAAAUUAGUGGUUAAGGAAACACCAAAUUUAAUUAAUAGAAUUUUAACUUUAUUAGAUACACUUAGCACUAGUGAAAAUAAAAAGGUAUUGUUAAGAGUUAUUAGUGCAGUGGGUGAAAAUACCGACAACAAAUUAGAGAUUGGUAGAUUAGAGGGUUUUAAAAAACUAUUGGUUUUAAUGCAUAACGAUAAAGAAUUAACUCAAGAGAUUUUAAAAACAAUCAAGCAUUUUUUAGAUAUAAAACAAACUUUGCCAACCGAAGAGGAGUUGAUAAACAAUAUGAAAAAGUCAUUAUCAAUGUCAUCUAUUAGUGAAUUUGCAAGAUUAAAAAUUGGCUCAGUAGUAUCAGAAGGUUUCAAAGUAAUUGUUGGUGAGUUCCAAAAAGUUUUCUCCCCAAAUGAUGGUGAUUUACCAAUUAAACAACUAAUUGAGCAACCAUUAAGAGGAGAUAUGGCAGAAGAAAGCUCAUUUAUCCCCUCAAAAGAAUCGGUGGAGCUUGCAUUUAUAGAGUUAAUACAUCAAGAAAAGAAUAAAGAUAAAGUUGAUGAGAAUAGUGACAAUGAUAAUCAAGAUACUAUUAUUAAUACCACUACUACAACUACUACCACUACCACCACAACAACAACAAUUACAAAUCCAAUUCAAUUAACUGAACCAUCAUUAAUUACAAGAAGAUCAAGCUUACCAAUACCAAUUACUGGAAAUAAACAGAUUAGUAUUUCUCCAACAAACAGUUUAAAUGAAAAUUUAAAUGAUGAGGAUAUUGUUCCAACAACAACCACUACAACAUCUAAUAUUAUAUCAGAAGAGGAAAUACUAAAAGAUUUCAUGAGGGUUCAAGGUGCAUUAGUAUCCCUAACCAACAGCAUUCAAGAAGCAGCUCAAACUGUUCAAUUGGAUCUUUUAGAGACUAUUAGUAAGCUUUUAUAUAACAAUCAAAAGAAUCAAACUGAAUUUAGAAAUAUGGAUGGUUAUUCAAUUUUAAUUCAUCUCUUUGACAAUUUGGAUGAUUUCAAUAGUGCUCAAGGUAGAGAAUUUUUGGAAGAUUGUUUCAAUUUAUUUUUUGUUAUAAUUUUAGAUGGCAAUAAAUCCAAACGUAUUACCAAUAUGGACGCCUUCAAUUUAUUAUUUCAAAUUUUAUUAAACUCAACUAAAACUGAAGUACAGCUUCAAUCUUUAACAUGCAUACAAGAUUUAAUUUCAAUUAAUCCUUUAAAUAUUGUGAAUAUUAAGAGUAUUGAUGGUAUAGAUCAACUAUUUCAACUAUUAUUAGUUUUAGAAAAGAAAAAAGAAAUUGAAAAAGAGAAGAAUAAAAAUAGAGAUAAUGAACAGGUUAACACUAAUAAUUUUGAUAAUAAUAGUGCCAAUAAUAACAAUAAUAAUAGUAAAAAUAAUAUUAAUAAUAAUUUAUCAAUUGUAGAUAUAGAAAGAGAUUUAACAAAAUUAUUAUUAGCAACCAGCGAAUUAAUACUUUAUAUUGGUGUCUUAUUUAGUAAAUAUGACACUUUUGUAUUUGAUAAAUAUAUAUCAUUAUUAGAAAAAGAAGAAAUUCAAUCAUCUCACACAUUAAAUUGUUUAUUACUUCAAUCAUUAAUCACCUUAUUAGCUGACACAGUUUACCAUCGUUCAUUAGUAUCAACCAAAGAAGAUCUAUUAGAGAAAUUUGUAAAUCAAAUUAACUCUAUUUCUGAAGAGUUUAAGAACCUUCAAUUAGAAGAAGAACAACAUAUUCAACAACAACAACAACAAGAAGUUUAUUCAAUCGAUAUUCAUAUCAAUUCAAAUUAUUUUAUUGAAAAGCAAUCAAUUAUAGCCGAAAAAGCUUUAUUAAUUUUAGAACUUAUCAUAAUGUAUAUCCAUUAUUCAUCAGAUUCCUUAUUCCAUGAAUUUAUUACAAAAUAUGAUGGUUUUCAAUUAUUUGUAAAAUUAGUUAAACAAGUUAACAUAGACAAUGAUGUAUACGAUUUAUGUUUUUGGAGCAUUUGUAGAGUUAUCUCUCGUUCAAGUUUGCAACUCCAACAGUGUAACACAGGCACUGGCUCAUCUUCUGUACAACCUAUUGGAUCUUCACAGUUUUGGAAUCAAAUUUUAUAUAACCAUAUAAAUUCACUAAUUCAACUUUUAGAAGAUAAUAAUAUUUCAGAUCAAAAGAAAGAAUCAAUGUGCUAUUGUAUUGCCGAAAUGAUGCAUGCUGACUCAUUAAACGAUGUUCCAUUAAAGAUUAAAUUCCAAGAGAUGGGUAUAUUGAAUGUAUUAAUCAAUAUAAUCAAAAAGAAGAAAACUACCGAAUCACAAUCAUUAGUUUACGCAAGCUUAGUAACUAUUUGUGAAAUUUGUUUUGGUUGUGAAGAGAAUAAACGUGUUAUUGAUCAAUUAGGUUUCAUGACAUUAUCAUCUUUGGUCAAAAAUACUAGUGUUCAAAUUGAUGAUUAUUUAUAUCAAUUAUUGGUCGAACUAACAAUGAAUAAAAAGGUCCAAAUUAGAUAUGAAACCAAUUACCUAAAAGAACUAUUCUCGCCAACUCUCUAUAAAAUCAUUUCAAAUAUUCUAUCACCACAGCCACAAUAUACUUUCCUUUUACCUCAUUCAAAGAAACACUAUGAUAUUCAAUCCUACAACUCUUCUUCAUCACAACCACACCAUGGUCACCAACACGCACUUCAUCAACAACAUCUUCAAAAUCAACAACAACUUUAUAACCAACAACAGCUCCAGCUAUACCAACAACAACAAUUGCAAUUACAAUUACAACAGCAACAACAAAUCUAUCAACAAUACCAACUUCAACAAUUACAACAGCAACAACAGUUGUAUGGUGAUGAAAUUAAUCUCGGUGAUGAUAAUGUUGAAUUCUCUAAAGACUCACCAAUCUCCAGUCCAUCCACUACUCCUCAAAGUGUUUCAUUAUCAAACUCUAUGAAUGGUAACCAAAAUUCACAUCUAUAUCAACAGUAUCAGCUUUAUUUACAACAACAAUUACAACUACAACAAACACCUUUACCAAUGUCCCACCACUUACAACAAAGAGUUGGUAUUGUAAGAGUUCCAAGCUUUAAAGAUUUAUUUACAAAUACAAGAAGAAAUAGUAUCGGUUCAUGGGUUGGUUCAUUUGAUGACCUCUAUGGUUUUUGUCAACAACAACAACAGCAACCAUUGGAUUCAAUUAAUCAAUCUAUAUCCAAUGAGCCACAUCAAUCACCAAGAACUCCCAUCUCCGUUAUUGGCGAUAACAGUAGUGAUAAUGGAAUAAUCUCAAAAACCUCAUCACAUCCACAUUUACGUAGUUUAGAAGAGGAAAAGGAAACCAUCUACUCUUAUACACUCUUAGGUAAAUCUAGAAUUCGUUCCCCAGAUGCAUCAUUAAUGCUGGUCGAUCUAUUACCACAAUGCCCAUUAAUAUCACAACAGCUAAAUCUCGUUUUGCUCAUGAAGAUUUUAGAAUCAAAUCCUCAAAACAAAAAGAUGCUAUGCUCUGCACAAGGUUUGAAAUACCUUUUAAACCUCUCACACCAAUGCCCAGAGGAACUUCAAUCAUACUAUAGUCGUAUUAUUGUCAUUCUUGGUCUUUAUGAUAUCUCUCCAGUCGAGGUUAAACUUUUAUUCGAUCUUGCUUGCUCACCAACAUUAGCCAUUGACUCACACCCAACACUCCAAUAUCAAAACUAUUCAAACAGUGGUAGCACUCCAAGUCUAACCAAUUCUGGAUCAAAGAAAAAUAGAAAAUAUGAAUUACAAAUGCAAGUUCUCUAUAUUAUUGGUACACUUACUGAAAGAAAAGCACCUCCAUUAUACUUUAAUUUUGAUGGCUUUGAUAGUUGUAUUAAAACUGGUACAAUUGACAAAUUCCCAAGUGCAAGAAGUGGUUAUACCUUUAGCUGCUGGAUUAAAACCAACUAUUUCCUUAGCGAUGAAUCAGGUUUAUUUAGUUGGCAAGAUCAAAAUCAUAAUAAUAUCUUUGAGGUCUUUUUCAAAUCAUUACCAUUGGGCAAAUCAUCCGAAACCAAAAGAUAUCUAUGCAUUCAAACCCGUAACUAUCCAUCACCACCAGAAACCUUCUCAUUUGAUAAAUUUGCUUUUAAUGAAUGUGGUAAUUGGAAUCAUAUUGUAAUUACCCACUCAAAACAAAAAAUAACAUUAUUUGUUAAUGGCAAAUUCAUUCAAAACUAUAGUACUCUUAACUAUCCAAAACUAAUUACCAAAGACAAACCAAUUUCAGGCUGGAUUGGCAAAAGAGUUUACAAUAAUGACCACACUCCAUCCAAUAUUGCAAAUAUUAAAACACAAAGUAGUCCAGUUGAAAAUAUUGCUGAAAGAGGUUAUUUCUGUGGCCAAAUGGGUACAAUUCAUUUCUUUGAAGGUGUUUGGGAUGCACACGCCUGUCAUAAAGUUUGCUCAAGAGGUAAUCUUUAUAAUAGUACUUAUAAAUCUUUGGGUGUUGAUAAUAAAGAAUUUUUAGUUAUUAAACCUGCCCCACUUCCAGUAAUACCAUCGUUAUCAUCAUCAUCAUCAAUACCACAAGAACCAAUCACACCAUUAAGUUUUUCAAUGUCUGGUGAUAACUUUUUCCAACAACCACCAACCAUUACAACAUCCCCAGUACAAAAUACAAACAAUAGCAAUAGUAUUAAUACCUCAACAUCAACAUUAACUCCAGUAUUAAAUAACAACAGUGGUAAUAAUCAAUCACCAAACUCUUCGCCUUCAAUUAAUAGAACAUUAUCAAUUGGUGAUAAUAUUGAAGAAAAUACUAAUAGUAAUAUAAAUAAUAUAAAUAAUUCAUCAUUACCAAAUACCGAAUUAUUUAGAGUCCCAAAUGAAACUCAGGGUGCAGUUAUUGAAUUCCUUGGUGGUGUCAAUGUUCAUCAAACAAGAUGUCUUAAGGAUGUAAUUAAAGAAGUAGGUGGUAUUCAUUUAUGCUUCCCAUUCCUCGAUAUGGAACCUGCCCAACAAGUUGCUGGUCUUAGAAUUCUUUCUGGUCUAUUACAUAAGAGUGAAUCAAAUAAAAGUCAAUUUAGAGAGAUUAAUGGCUUUGCAAUCCUCUAUUAUCUUUUAAAUAGGUUCUCCGUUUCAAAUGUUGCAAGUCCACAUUCUGAACUAUCUAUGGAAACAUUCGAAAUUUUGUUUGACCUUUUAUUAGAUGGUAUGGGCAACACAUCAGACCCAAAACACUUGUGGAGUAACGAUUGCCUAACCUUAAUUUUAGAUUUACUUCAUUUCUGCUCCGAGGAAUUACAACUUCACAUAUUAAAAUAUUUAAACACAAUGUUACAUAACUCACCAGAUACAUUAAAACUUUGGGUAACUCAUUCAACUGAAGAUAGCGCAGGUGCCAAUAGUGGUAAUAUCAAUAGUAGUGGUUUAACAAAUAGUUUAAGCAAUAGUAACUUAUCAGAAAUUGCCUCAGAUCAAUCACCACAAUCAAACAAUAAUAAUAACAAUUCAAAUAUUAACUCCUCAUCAUCAUCGAUUCAGAACCCAAAUAGCUUACCAUCAUUUUUAAAUAGUGUUUCAGUUUCAAGAUUAAAUUAUUUAUUAGAUAUUUCAGUAAAACUAUCAACAGAUAGCACAUUUUUAUUGGGUAUAAUUAAAAAGAUACUACCAUCUAUUAGUAUUGAAGAUGUUGAAUCAAUAUUUGAAUUUUUAAUUGAAAACAAGGAAGGUUACUAUGAAAAGAUUUCAACAAAAGCUAAAAUUUUAGAACUAGUAUACGAAGAAAUGAGAAAGUGCCCAUCACUUUUAGAGCAUUUACGUUCAAUUGGUGGAUUCAAUGUUGUUUUCUCUUUGAUUGAAAUUCCAAGUGAAGAGAUUCAUAUUCUCUCCCUCAAAUUAGUUGGUUUAUUAUUACAUUCAAAUACCAAAGCAGCAUUACUUUUUAGAAAAAACGGUGGCUUUGAUGUAUUAGCAUCAUUAAUUUCAACCUAUUCAAUUCCAUCCGUACCAAUUUGCAGAACUCUUUUACACUUAAUGGUUGACGAAUAUAAAUUUGAUCCAAAAUGUGUACCCGAAACUAAACAAAGAUCGCUUAGCUGGAUCUCUUUAGAUUUCUUUUCAAGAGAUAAGAGUUCUGAUAAUUUAUCUAAUUUAGCCUCUUCAAGUGGCAGCGGUCCAACCACUGGUGAUAUUAGUGCUGAAACUACUACUAUUGAUGAUAUGUCAUCCUCCUCAUCCUCAGCAUCACAUCAAGACAGUGCCUAUCAAGUUGGUGAAUCAAAUGAAAAAAAUAUAGUAUACCCAGAAGCUUUACAUUCAAUUCUUACCAUUUUCCAUAACUAUUUCUAUUUAUCAAGUGAAAUUAUCGGCUUUGAAGAUAUCCAAAAAAUUCAAUCCACCAUCUACACUGAGAUCGAGCAAAUAUUAGAUAAUGUAAAUAUGGAUAUCUUGUGGAACCAAUCCUGGUACGAAUGGGUACAUCAACUAUUAGACUAUUCAAACUACUCAAUUACAAGCAACCUAAACAACCUUAACUUUAUUAAUCAACUCGGUAAUCAACAACAACUAUUGCAACAACUACAACAACAACAAUUAAAUAUUGAUAACUUGGAGCUAUUCCUCGCAAAAUCUAACAACUCCUAUAUCAAACUACUUUCAAUUUGUAAAAAACUCAUUUUACACGAAUUAACAAAGAAACAGUCUAAAAUUUUGAAAUUCAAAGAGAUUUGGAUUGAUAAUGAAGAAUUUUACUUUGAUAUCAUCGAAUCUGUAAUCGACUAUUUCGAACAAAAUUCUUAUGUAUUACCAGAUAACUCUACCGAACUCAUUAAAAACCUCGUGCAAUUCCUCAAGACAUUGGAUGAUAUGACCGUUCCUUAUCAUAUCUCAAUGAAGAUUAUCGACUUAAUCAAUUCAAUAGCAUUCCAAAAUACCCCAGCCAUUAGACUACAAAUGAAAUCGAAUGGUCUUGUAGAGAUAAGAGACAAUUUAAUCAUUUUAUUAUUGGGCAACCCUAACACCAGAUUAGAUUUCUUUAGUAAAUUUGAUUUCGAGUGUGUUGCUGAUCAAAAAGCUUUUAGAGAUUCCGGUGGUAUUUUAUAUUUAUUACAAUUCUUCGUAGUGUCAGAUAAUGACCCAGAAAGACAAAUCGAAAUUUAUCACGUAUUAAGAAAUGUAAUGGGUUCAAGCAGUGAAGAAAAUAGAAAGAUUAUUUCAAAUAUUUUAGAAGACCAAACAAUCAUCCAAUUAUUUUUUGGUGAAGAUUUAUUAAAAAAUCAAAAAAAUAAACAACAAAUUCAACAACAGCAACCGGAUUCAAAUGAAAUUAAUUUUGUAGAAUGGUAUAACAGCGAAGAAUUAACAGCACAAAAAAGAAUUGAUAUUAAAUUAAGAAUCGACAAAAAUUUAGCUCCAAUAGAAAAUAAAUAUAAUAACCAACAAGAAAAAUUAAUGAAAUCAAAAGAAAAAAGAAUCAAACAACGUAAAGAAAAAUUAUCAAAAUUAUACUCCACUCUCUGUAAAUUAUUAAUCGAAACCAAUGAAAAACGAAGAAUUCGUUCAAAUAAAAUGAACUCACUUUAUUUGGCUAAAUCACAACUAAUCCCUUUCAAAUCUCAAGAACGUUUAAAACUUGGUAGAUCUUUAAACUUAAAAAUAAAGAAUAAUUAA
Dictyostelium purpureum is the source of this 7986-nucleotide messenger RNA. RefSeq lists its product as uncharacterized. The coding region runs from base 1 to 7986 and encodes 2661 amino acids. The transcript is spliced from 6 exons. NCBI's taxonomy places the organism in Eukaryota, Evosea, Eumycetozoa, Dictyosteliales, Dictyosteliaceae. The record is from RefSeq and is a predicted model, not a curated record.